Ilyonectria robusta is the source of this 5394-nucleotide messenger RNA. RefSeq lists its product as uncharacterized. Gene Ontology annotation, cellular component: nucleolus; small-subunit processome. Gene Ontology annotation, molecular function: RNA binding; protein binding. Bases 1 to 5394 code for a protein of 1797 amino acids. The record is from RefSeq and is a predicted model, not a curated record. The transcript has 3 exons. Lineage: Eukaryota; Fungi; Ascomycota; Sordariomycetes; Hypocreales; Nectriaceae. Gene Ontology annotation, biological process: rRNA processing.
AUGAGCAACCUCAAACGAAAGGAUGCCCCCGGAGGCAAUCCUCCUUCUAAAUCAGCAAAGAACACCAAGGAAGCGAGACCCUCCAAAAAGGACACCUCUAGCAAGGAUGCAAAGGCUGCUGCAAAGUCCCCCAAGCCCAAGGCGAGCUCCGCCGAGGUUCCUCCAAAAGCCCCCGUCACCUCCGUCUUGAAGGAUGAGGAGCCAAUGUUCCCCCGAGGUGGUGGCAGCGUCCUCACUCCCCUCGAACAGAAGCAGAUUCAACUCGAGGCCAAGGCUGAUGCCAUCCGCGACGAGGAAUUCAACACCGGGGGCAAGGCGCUCAAGAAGAAGAAGCGGAAGUCGGCACUGAAGAGUGAGAAGAAGGGUGACAAGAAGGGCGCCGAGGAUGAGGAGGACAAUAUCCGGGUUGAAAGUCUCAGCUUCAAGCGACUGGUCAAGGGCUCUCUCGUCCUCGGACAGGUCUCACGGAUCAACAGCCUCGAUAUCGAAGUCGCCCUCCCCAACAACCUGAUCGGCCAUGUUUCAAUUGUUGCCGUAUCAGAGCAACUGACGGAGCGACUGAAAAAGGAUUCCGUCGAGAACGACGACGACAACGACGACGAGGACGACGAGGACGACGAGGAGGCGGCAGACAUCGAGCUCAAGUCCAUUUUCGCAAUUGGCCAAUAUCUUCGACUCUCUGUUAUCUCCACCAUGGACGAAUCGGUCACCGGAAAGAACAAGCGACGAAUCGAGCUUUCACUGCGACCUGCGGAGACCAACGCUGGACUGGAGAAGACCGAUGUCGUGGCCAACAGCACCGUCAUGGCGUCGGUUGUCAGUGUCGAGGACCGAGGAUUUGUCAUGGACCUUGGAAUCCCCAAGCUCAGCGCCUUCCUCCCUAAAACCGAAGUUGACUCCGACAUGGAUGAGCAGAGACUGCAGCCCGGAGCCGUCUUCCUCUGCCAGGUCACCACCAAGGGUGCGAAUGGCAAGAUUGCCCAGCUGUCGCUGUUACAAAAGAAGCUCGGUGACCCUAAGUCCGUCCCCAACGACGCAAACACCAUCAGCGCUUUCCUCCCCGGUACCAUCGCCGAUGUCCUCGUCUCCAACACCGACCGAAGAGGACUUGCUGGAAAGGUUUUGGGAACUCUCGAUGUUACAGCCGAUCUUAUCCACUCUGGUGUCGGCCCCUUGGGAGUCAGCCUCGACUCUGCCUAUAAGAUUGGCUCAAGGGUCAAGGCUAGGGUCAUUUGUAACUUCCCCACGGCCAAGGAACCUAAGCUCGGAAUUUCUCUGCUUCCUCACAUUACUUCCCUCGAACAGAAGCGCCCCACGAAGAAGACCGACGCCAAUAAGCUCCCCACCGAAAUACUACCGAUAUCAUCUCUUGUCGAGAAAUGCACUGUCCGCCAUGUUGAGGCUGAGAUUGGUCUGUACGUCGACAUCGGCAUCCCCGGCCUCAGCGGUUUCGUCCACAUCUCCCGAGUCAAGGAUGGCAAGGUUGAUGCGUUGUAUGAGACGAGCGGUCCCUACCAAGUUGGAUCUGAGCACAAGGGCCGAGUUAUCGGAUACAAUGAGGUAGAUGGUGUCUUUCAGAUCUCUUUCGAAAAGACAGUUCUGGAGCAGCAGUACCUGCGCCUCGAGGAUGUCCCCAUCGCCGCGGUUGUUACUUGCGAGAUCGAAAAGGUUGUCAUCAACGAGAAUGGAGUUGGCGGUCUGAUCCUCAAGAUUGCUGAGGGCAUUACUGGCCUCGUUCCCGAGAGCCACCUGUCUGACGUACACCUUCAGCAUCCCGAGAAGAAGUUUCGACAGGGUAUGAAGGUCAAGGCUCGAGUCCUUUCCACGAACCUGUCUAAGAAGCAAAUGCGCCUUACCCUCAAGAAGACCCUGGUCAACUCAGAAGCCCCUGUCGUCAAGUCGUACGAGGAUGUUAGUGUUGGUAUGCAGAUUCCCGGUACUAUCGUCAAGAUCCACGCCACCAGCGCCUUCAUCCAGUUCUUCGGCUCGAUUAGGGGCUACCUGCCCGUCUCUGAGAUGAGCGAAGCUUACAUCCGCGACCCCAAUGAGCACUUCCGCAUUGGCCAAGUCGUCAGUGUUCACGCCCUGGAUGUUGACCCCGAGACGAAGAGGCUUGUGGUGUCCUGCAAGGACCCCUCAGCGUUCGGCUUGGACAAGCAGAAUGCCCUGAAGGCAUUGCAACUCGGAGACAUCAUCUCUGCCAAGGUUACCCAGAAGACCGAGGACCAAGUCCUCGUCGAGCUGGACAGCGGAUUGAAGGCCAUCCUCCCCGCUGGUCACCUUACCGACAAGUCGGCCUCCAAGAACCAGUAUGCCUUGAAGAGAAUCUCCGUUGGCCAGACCAUGUCCGACUUGAUGGUUAUCGACAAGAACGAGAAGCGCCGAGCCAUUAUCCUCACUCAAAAACCCAGUCUCAUCAGCGCCUCCAAGAACAAGUCCCUGCUCACCAGCUUCGAAGAUGCCAAGGAAGGCAAGGUCCUUGCUGGAUUCGUGCGAAACGUUACCCUCACCGCCAUCUUUGUUCAAUUCGCCGGUGCCCUCAAUGCUUUGCUACCUAAGUCCCGCCUUUCUACCGAUGUACAGGCACUCCCUGAGUUCGGCAUGCAGAAGUAUCAGUCUAUUGAGGUCAAGGUCAUCUCGACGAUCCCGGAUCUUAAGCGAAUUAUGGUUGCCCCCGCGGAUUACGACGAAAAGGCCGAUUCAAACAAGAAGUCCAAGGACAAGGCCCCUGUUGAUGACUUGACAGUCGGAAGCGUUGCUGAGGCCAAGAUUACUUCCAUCAAGGACACCCAACUUAACGUACAGCUUGUCGAUACUCAAACUCAAGGACGAAUUGACGUGUCUCAAGUUUUCGAUAACUGGGAAGACAUUGUCAACUCCAAGGACCCUCUCGACAAAUUCAACAAGAAACAGGUCCUCAAGGUCCGUGUCCUAGGAGUUCAUGACGCCAAGGAUCAUCGUUUCCUGCCUUUCUCCCACCGUUCCGUUCACUCUGUCCUCGAGUUGACCGCCAAGCCUAGCGAUUUCGGGGCCGACACUCUUAAGCCUUUGUCGCUUGACCAGCUCAAGGUUGGAGACAGUUACAUCGCCUAUGUCAACAACUCUACGGCUCAAUACCUUUGGGUCAACCUGUCGCCUUCGGUCCGCGGUCGCAUUUCCGCAAUUGAGGCUUCCGAUGACUUGUCUCAACUCAACGACCUGGUGGCCAACUUUCCCAUUGGCUCAGCCCUGAAGGUUAGAGUUACUGCGGUUGACGUCCGAAACAACCGUUUGGAUCUGUCUGCCCGUUCUUCCCGCGCUUCCGAGGCGAUCAACUGGAGUGCACUCAAGCAGAACAUGGUUCUUCCUGGACGAGUGACAAAGGUCAACGAGCGACAGAUCCUUGUUAAGCUUAGUGAGCUUGUUUCUGGUCCCGUCCAUCUCCCCGAUAUAGCCGAUGACUACGACUAUGUCAACACCCUUCUCUACAAGAAGAGCGACUUUGUUCGCGUCUCAAUUGUUGAGAUGGACCAGAGCAACAAGAGGCUCCGACUAUCUAUCCGCCCCUCCCGCAUUAUGAGCUCUACUCUCCCUGUCAAAGACAAGGAGGUCAGCGAGGUGUCUCAGAUCAGCAACGGAGACAUCGUUCGAGGCUUCGUGAAGAAUGUUUCCGACAAGGGCCUAUUCGUCCUCCUUGGUGGCCAAGUCACCGCUCUCGUCAAGAUUUCCAAUCUGUCCGACAGGUUCAUCAAAGAAUGGAAAGAUCAGUUCCAAGUUGAUCAACUCGUCAAGGGUAGAGUUAUUGCUGUCGACGCCAUCACUCGCCAUGUAGAGCUAAGCCUCAAGUCUUCCGUUGUUGAUGAGGACUACACUCCUCUAAUCACCCUUAACGAUAUCAAGGAAGGCCAGGUAGUGACCGGCAAGGUUCGCAAGGUUGAGGAGUUUGGAGCCUUCAUUCUCAUCGACAACUCGGCGAAUGUCAGUGGUCUCUGCCAUCGUUCUCAGAUGGCCGAGAAGUCCGUUCAGGAUGCCACUAAGUUGUACAAGGAGGGCGAUGCUGUGAAGGCUAGGGUUCUUGAAGUUGACGUCAAGAAGAGACGAAUCACCUUUGGCUUGAAGCCUUCCCUCUUUGACGAUGAGGACUCUGACAUGGAAUCGAAUAGUUCCGAACAGGGCGCUGCCCUCGAGGAUGAUGAUGAAGACAGCGAUGAGGAUAUUGAGAUGGGCGAUGGAGGUGUGGAGAUUCUCGGUACCGACAACGCGGAUGACUCUGAUGAAGAUGACGAGGAAGAUGAAGAGGAUGAUGACGAGGAGGACGAAGAGGACGACGAGGAUGAUGAUGAAGAUGAGGAGAUGGAGGACCGACCUGCCAAGAAGACCAAGGGCCUUGGUGCUGGCAAGAAGUCGGAGUGGGCUGCUGAUCCAUUCGCCAACUCUGAGUCUGAGUCCGAGGAGAAGCCCAAGGACGAUAAGAAGAAGAAGGCCAAGAAGGGGAAGACGGAAGCCCUGGUCGACAGGACAGCCGAGCUGGACGUGAAUGGCCCCCAGACUUCUAGCGACUACGAACGACUUCUGCUGGGACAGCCUGACUCGUCUGAGCUCUGGAUUGCCUACAUGGCGUUCCAGAUGCAAGUGAGCGAGCUUUCCAAAGCCCGCGAGGUUGCAGAGCGAGCCAUCAAGUCUAUCAAUAUCCGAGAGGAGACGGAGAAGCUCAACGUCUGGGUCGCGUUCCUCAACUUGGAGGUUGCCUACGGCAGCAAGACCACUGUGGAUGAGGUGUUCAAGCGGGCUUGCCAAUACAACGACGAGCAGGAGGUCUAUGAGCGACUGGCCAGCAUCUACAUCCAGUCCGAGAAGGUCAAGCUUGCCGACGAAUUGUUUGAAGCCAUGGUCAAGAAGUUCGGUGCCAAGUCUCCCAGUGUAUGGAUGAACUACGCCCACUUCUUGCACGUCACCCGCAGCGACCCGGCUCGAGCCCGAGCCCUUCUCCCCAGGGCCACUCAGCAGCUCGCCAGCCAUCACAGCCAGAACUUGAUCGGCCGCUUCGCCGCUUUGGAGUUCCGAUCCCCCAACGGUGAGCCUGAGCGUGGCCGGACCAUGUUCGAGGGCCUCCUCGCCGCCUUCCCGAAGAAGGGCGACCUGUGGAGCCAGCUGCUCGAUCUCGAGAUUGGCAUUGCCGGCGCCGACGCUGACCUCACCGCCGUGAGGGACGUCUUCGAGCGGAGGACGAGGGUCAAGGGCCUCAAGCCGCAGCAGGCGGAGAAGUGGUUCAAGAGAUGGACUGCUUGGGAGGAGAAGCUGGACGCCAAGGGCAAGGACAGGGUGAUGGCCAAGGCUCAGGACUGGGCGGCCGCGUUCAAGGCCAACAAGGAGGCCGAGGCGGCUGCGGCCCAGGACGAGGAGAUGGAAGAGUAA